UUCCGCUUCCGGAAGAGGAGGAGAAAGCCCAAGCUUGCUGCUUCCAUGGCGAGUUACACCAAGGCCGCGCAGCAAUGGGCCACAUUUGCUCGGUACUGGUACCUUUUAGACGCCAAGAUGCAACCACCAGGAAAGAUUGCAGCCAUCGCUUCCACCAAGCUUCAAGGGAAACAUAAGCCUGUGUACCAUGCACUGAGUGACCUUGGAGACCAUGUUGUCAUAAUAAACACAAGACAUAUUGCUUUUUCUGGCAACAAAUGGGAACAGAAGGUGUAUUCGUCACAUACAGGAUACCCUGGUGGUUUCCUACAGCUGACAGCAACUCAGUUGCAUUUAAAGGAUCCAACAGCAAUUGUAAAACUGGCUAUUUAUGGAAUGCUUCCCAAAAACUUACUAAGAAGAACCAUGAUGCAACGGCUACACCUCUUUGCUGAUGAUGAAAUCCCGGAAGAAAUACGUAAGAAUCUCGUAGAGGAGCUUAGUCAACCUCGCAAGGUGCCCAAGAGGCUAGAUGAAUAUACCCAGGAGGAAAAAGAUGCUUUCCCAAGGCUUUGGACUCCGCCUAAAGACUUUCGACAAAGGUAGUGGGAUAGCAAAACAAACUGGAAUGUGGAGCUUGCAUACCUUCUAUCUUCAGGUUCCCAGCACUUUACAGUUUGAUUACUUGCAUAAAUGUUUAUAUUACGUGCUUUAAAUUGUAAAAUAUUUUUCAGGUGUGGUCAAUAUUGUUUGGUUAGAAAAAUAAAUUUGAGACUGAAGAA
This is a messenger RNA of Anolis sagrei ordinatus, 761 nucleotides long. RefSeq names its product mitochondrial ribosomal protein L13 (gene MRPL13). Gene Ontology annotation, biological process: translation; negative regulation of translation. Gene Ontology annotation, molecular function: structural constituent of ribosome; mRNA binding. The record is from RefSeq and is a predicted model, not a curated record. Gene Ontology annotation, cellular component: mitochondrial large ribosomal subunit; ribosome. NCBI's taxonomy places the organism in Eukaryota, Metazoa, Chordata, Lepidosauria, Squamata, Anolidae.